AUGGACAAGUUUCGGAUGAUCUUUCAGUUCCUCCAGUCCAACCAAGAGUCCUUCAUGAAUGGCAUAUGUGGAAUCAUGGCCCUUGCCAGUGCCCAGAUGUACUCAGCCUUUGACUUCAACUGCCCCUGCCUGCCACGCUACAACCUGGCCUAUGGGCUGGGCAUCCUCCUGGUGCCCCCCUUCAUCUUGUUCCUGUUGGGCUUUGUGCUGAACAACAAUGUCUCCAUGCUGGCAGAGGAGUGGAGACGGCCUCGGGGCCACAGAGGGAAAGACCCAGCUGUCCUGCGCUACAUGUUCUGCUCCAUGGCACAGCGAGCCAUGAUCGCUCCGGUGGUCUGGGUCUCGGUGACACUGCUGGAUGGUAAGUGCAUCACUUGUGCCUUCUGCACCUCAGUGCCUGUUGAGACUCUGGGCAAUGCCAGCCACCCUGGCUUCUCCCAAGGGGAGAUGAAGCGAGUCCUUGCCCGCAUCCCUUGCAAGGAGAUCUACGAUGGACAGGAGCUCAUUGCCAAUGAAGUGGCCGUCAGGUACCUGCGCUGCAUCUCGCAGGCUCUGGGCUGGUGCUUCGUGCUGCUGAUGACCACAAUGGCUUUCUUGGUUAGAUCACUCCGGCCCUGCUUCACUCAAGCCAUCUUCCUGAAGAGCAGGUACUGGUCCCACUACAUCGACAUUGAGCGCAAGCUGUUCGAUGAAACAUGUGCAGAGCAUGCCAGGAGCUUUGCCAGGGUCUGCAUCCAGCAGUUCUUCGAGGGCAUGAGCACGGACCUGGAGGCUGCUCGCUGCCACCCACCCAGGAAAACCCCUGCAGAUGCUGGAGAAGCUGUUGAGAAGCUCUUGGGCAUCACUGACCAGAGCACCAUGAACUCAGCCCUCAAGAGCUGGCACAGAUGCAAGCCUCCACUGCACCUCCACCAGCCUGCACUCCCCAGCAGCAAUGGCUGGCCACAGGAAGAGCAUCCCCCUGCACACACCCCUGUGCCCCGAAGGGAGAUGGCUGCCUACUACAGCCGGGUGUGA
Messenger RNA from Indicator indicator, 1017 nucleotides. RefSeq names its product calcium homeostasis modulator 1 (gene CALHM1). Lineage: Eukaryota; Metazoa; Chordata; Aves; Piciformes; Indicatoridae. The coding region runs from base 1 to 1017 and encodes 338 amino acids. The transcript has 2 exons. The record is from RefSeq and is a predicted model, not a curated record. Gene Ontology annotation, molecular function: monoatomic cation channel activity.